AUGGCUCACUACUUGGGUGAAGGAUGGUCGGAACGUAAUCAAAUCCCCACUGUUCAGCAGUAUGAAGCAGAGGUACGCAAGCGCGAUGGCGAGGAAGAGUCCUCGACUUUCUCCGACUUCUUUUCUCGCUGGACGCGGCCCUCGGAGAACAAGACGGAUGGUGUGCCCUCCGAGACGGGAAGCAACUUGCCUGCCUACGCGACUCGCCAGAACAAUGGCCCGUAUGGCGGCGAGGAUGAUGAAGCGCCUGCCAAGUCGGGCAUGCAGCAAAGCGUCUCGGGUGCCGGCGUGUCUCAGCAGUCCCAGGCCGCCAAGCCGCUCAACGCAGACUCUUUCAAGGGUACUCCGACGAACUUAAACCAGUAUGGCAGCUCGCUUAGUGCGCAGCCGAGCACUGGUUCGGCCCAGCCGCCGAUCCGUCUGUCCAGCCAGCAGUCGGGCGCGGGCUCUGACGCACAGAGCCAGCUUUCUCGCACACAGAGCCAGUUCUCUGGAGCUCAAAGCCAGUACUCUGGUGCCCAGAGCCAGGCCAGUGGCGGAAAGGCCAGUGGUGCGAGUGGUGCCGAGUCGGGCAAGGGUCCGGAUGUCCCUCCUAAGGAGAAGAAGAAGAAGGAAGUGGUCAGCGAUGCUGGUGGAGGCGAGGAAGAGAAGCAGCGCAUCAAGGAGGCUGCCGAGAACAGCAAGAAGAAGACCACCAACCAGUUCACUGCCAAGGGCGAGCGCGUUGUGGACGACCCGAUCACUGGUCGCGAUGUCGUGAUCCGCGACGGCAAGGGGAAGAGUGAUAUUGACCCGAAGCAUCUCGACGCGCGCUACCCCGGCGGCUACUCGACCCACGAGCUUGGCCCCAAUGACGAGCAGCGCGAGCUGCACACGAAGCCGCACCCCGUCACGCCCUCGAACGUGCUCCUGCGCACGUACCCUGAGCCCGCGAAUGUCGAGGGCCUUUCGCAGCUCAAGGAGUCGUUUGACAAGCUGAGCAUGUAUUUGAUCGGUGCCGUGGUGUGUGUUUGGGCCAUUUCUGCAUUUGGCCGUGGCUGGAUCGCGUUCUUUAUGCGCACGCUUGUGCUGGGUGGCGUGGGCCUCGGUGCGUACAUGGCUGUCGGGCUCGCCUACAACAAGAUCGCGCGCCAAUUUGAGCACGUCCGUGCGCAGAUGCACAAGCAGCGCGGUGCGCAGUACUCGCCCCCGAUGCCCGAGAGUGUCGAGUGGCUGAACGCCGCGAUCGCAUGUGUGUGGAAGCAGAUGAACCCCGAGAUGUUUGUGUCCAUGCUCGAUAUGGUUGAAGAUAUCAUGCAGAGCUCGCUGCCUGGCUUUAUUCAGUCCGUCAAGGUCUCCGACUUUGAUCUUGGCGAGAACCCGUUCCGUUUGAUUGCGAUGCGUGGUCUGGCCGACAUCAUGACCGACCCCGAGUAUCCCCGCCGCACUUGGAUUGAGCACAGCGAGGGCCAGAGCGAAGGCCAGCCCCAGGAGGACAAGGAGGAUGAGACCGAAGGUCUCACCGGCGAGGCGGGCGAGGAGGUAAAGAAGGCCAAGGAGGACGACGAGGCUGGCGACUUUUUGAACAUGGAAGUGAGCUUCUGCUACUCGGCUCUUUCGGGUGAGAGCUCCAAGGACCGUUCGAAGAACAUUCACAUGCUCGUCGAGUUCUUCCUCGGUGCCUUUGACUGGAUCGAGAUCCCCCUGCCGAUCUGGGUGCAGGUCGAGCACAUCACCGGCACGGUGCGUGUGCGUGCGCAGAUCACGUCGGAGCCGCCGUUCCUGCGCAACCUGACCUUUUCGCUGAUGGGUGUCCCGAGUGUCCACAUUAGUGCCAUUCCCAUGCUUCGGGCCCUGCCCAACGUCCUUGACCUGCCGCUGAUCUCCAACUUUGUCCAGUCCUCGAUUGCCGCGGCGUGCAACAUGUACGUUGCGCCCAAGAGCAUGACGAUGAACAUGACGCAGAUGCUGAGCGGCGACGGUGUCAAGAAGGACACUGACGCGCUCGGUGUGCUCAUGGUUAACAUCAAGUACGGUCAGGAUCUUUCGUCGCAGGACGUGAAUGGCAAGUCGGACCCCUACUGUGUGCUCAGUUUCGCCAAGUUUGGGCGCCCGCUGUACGCGACGCGUAUCAUCUUUGAGGAUCUGAACCCCGUGUGGGAGGAGACGGCGUUCCUGCUUGUCACACGCGACGACCUGCGUUCGGGCGAGAGUCUUUCGCUGCAGCUUUGGGACUCGGACAAGCGCAGUGCCGACGACAUUGUCGGUCGUGUGAACGUCCCCCUGCGCGACUUGGUGCGCAACCCGAACAAGCUCCAGUCCCACCUGUCCGACCUGAUGGGCUUCGAGGACGCGGACCAGAUGCAGGGCCAGCUCAGCUGGUCGGCUGGAUUCUUUGAGAAGGCCAAGCUCAACAAGGAGCUCUCCACCGCCAAGGACGACAAGGACGAGUCGCAGACCGAGAAGGAGAUUGAGCGCAAGCCCUCGCCGAUCGACUCAGAGGAGGAGGCGGCGAGUCUCCAUGUGCCGCCUGAGCGCAAGUGGCCGUGCGGUGUGCUGAGCGUGAUUGUGAAGCACAUCAACGGCCUCGAGAACCGCGAGGUGGAGAAGGGUGUCUCGACCUCGGAUCGUGAAGGCACGGCCGGCCAGGAUGUCGAGGAGAACUUGGGUGGCCUUCCGUCGAGCUACUGUGAGCUGAUUCUUAACGACAACCUCUUGUUCAAGACGCGUGUGAAGCAGUACUCCAACAUGCCCUUCUUCAACGCGGGUACCGAGAUCUUUGUGCGCGACUGGACCGAGGCCGAGCUGCGUGUGAUUGUGCGUGACGCGCGUCUGCGUGAGCACGACCCGAUCAUGGGCAUUGUCUCGCUGCCGCUCACCGAGGUCUUUAAGGAGUCCUCGCAGGUCGACCAGCAGUUCAGUCUGCAAGACGGUGUCGGCUACGGCAAGGUCUCGCUUAGCCUGGUAUUCAAGGCGGUACGCCUCUCGAUUCCUCGUGAGCUGCGUGGCUUCAACACGGUCUCGGUGGACAUUCUGAGCAACAUUGAGAUCGAGAGUGGCUCCGAGUCGUGGAAGAGCAAGCUGGCCGAUCUGAAGCUCAGCAUCACGGCCGGCCUCUGGUCCAAGAAGCUCUCGUCGCUGAACAAGCUUGCCCAUCUCACCGAGGACGAGCCGCUCAUUUCGGUUCCCGUCUUUGACCGCUACUCGACGCUCGUCUCGUUCGACUUUGGCCGUCUGCCGAUCCCCGGCAUGUCGGGCAUCACCAAGCCGAUCCCGGGUGUGAACAAGCCGAACGCAGUGGCCGUCCUGCCGCUGCGCGACUUGGAGGACGGCCAGGUGACCGACGUGGUGCUGCCUGUGCUGCACGCGAGCAACGUACAUGCACUUGAGCGCAACUAUAUCGACCACCAGACCAAGAAGACGCAUGACUUUGAAGAGGUCGCCACGAUCUCGAUGCGCCUUCGUGUCAACGCGGGUCUCUCCGAGGCACACCGCGAGAUCGCCACCGGCCCUCGUGACCGCCACGAGUUCGAGGUGUACGAGCGCCUGGUCGGCCUGCCCCAGCGUGCCGAAGACAACUCGCACGCGGACGACGACGGCAUCAUCUCCCGCAAGGAGCGCCGCGCGAUCAACAAGACGCAGACGCAGCAGUUGCACAUGCGCCACCGCGGCGCGAUGGGCUACACGCCUGUGCGUAUGGCCAAGUGGGCCAAGGACGGCUUCAAGGACCACGUGAAGCAGCUCGGCGGGGCCGUCAUCGGAAAGGAAAAGCGCGACCAAUCUAUUUUGUCCGAAUCGUAG
Molecule: messenger RNA, 3780 nt
Organism: Malassezia japonica
Lineage: Eukaryota; Fungi; Basidiomycota; Malasseziomycetes; Malasseziales; Malasseziaceae
Exons: 2
Coding region: 1-3780 (1259 amino acids)
Molecular function (GO): lipid binding
Source: RefSeq, a predicted model, not a curated record